AAAAGUGCAGAAGAAAAAAAUUUUGCGAGUUUGAAACCGUUCGAAUCUUCGAAAAAGGAUAUAAUAAAUAAUAAUAAAAAAAUAAAACACCGAAAUUCGAUGAGUUAGAUUCGUCCCUCAACUAGAUAUUUAAUUCAAUGUCUAUUUCAAUAAAUUCAGAAGACUGCGUCUACACAAGCUGUUAUUGCGAGGAGAAUGUAUGGCAUGUAUGCAAAUAUGUGAAAGAAAAUCACCCUGGACUUCUUGACAAGUGUGUUGCUGUAUUCAUUUCAAAUGAAAAGCAAACCAUCCCGUUGUGGAGUCAAAAGCAGAGCACUGAUGAGAAAGGGCUAGUUAUCUGGGAUUAUCAUGUGAUAUUCAUUUACCACGCCAAAGAAAAUUACUUUGAUGUUUAUGAUUUAGAUACUACAUUACCGUUUCCCUGUUCAUUUGAAGAGUACAAAACUAAAGCUUUGGGCCUAGAUCAUGAUCUGCAAACUCAAUUUCAAAGAUAUUUUAGAGUCAUACCAGCUGAGCAAUACCUAACAAGAUUUGCUUCUGACAGAUCACACAUGAUUAAGGAUGCCAAAUGGUUGAAACCUCCCCCAAAUUAUCCCCCAAUUUUUACUGCCACAUCCGCAAAUAAUUUAAAUGAUUUUAUAAGUAUGAGUAGUCGAGAAGUUCCCGGUCAAAUUUUCAAUUAUCGGGAUUUUGUCUCGAAAUUCUCUUGAAAUUUGACAAAAUACAAAAAAAUAUAUUAUCUUCAGCGCUUGGCCGCUUGCGCAUUAUUCACACGCGUUUAUAGCAGACGAAAAGAUGUCAGAAACUCACGUUCGUUGUCGAAAAUGUCGAACAAAAUUGAUUUUACCUGAAGAAAAAGAUUGCCUGACAACUUGUCAUGGACCUUCUGAUUCUCAGGGAGAGGAUAAUUCAGAGUGUCUCUUGGAUAAGUCAAUAUUAUAUGUUAAGGAUGAGAAACUGCCAGUCUGGCUUGAAACCCUAGUUCAGACAUCUUCCUGGACCAAGGGUAAAAUUGUUUGCCCUUCUUGUGAUGCCAGGCUUGGUACCUUUGAUUUCCUAUCUGGACAGAAGUGUCAGUGCCAACUCCAUGUCCUACCUCCUGUCCGAUUGACAAGCAGUAAGGUGGAUCAGCUGAAAUCAUGAUAUGAAAAUGUUGUUAUGUGAUAUUUUUGUAUGAAUUCAUUCAUGUUCCCUGGCAAUUGAACCAUAAAUAAAUCUGAAAGAAUCCCCAAACUGAAAAA
Daphnia pulex (common water flea) is the source of this 1241-nucleotide messenger RNA. It is a transcript of the gene tun, whose product is annotated as protein N-terminal glutamine amidohydrolase-like. The coding region runs from base 138 to 710 and encodes 190 amino acids. The record is from RefSeq and is a predicted model, not a curated record. Lineage: Eukaryota; Metazoa; Arthropoda; Branchiopoda; Diplostraca; Daphniidae. The transcript is spliced from 5 exons. Gene Ontology annotation, molecular function: protein-N-terminal glutamine amidohydrolase activity; protein-N-terminal asparagine amidohydrolase activity. Gene Ontology annotation, cellular component: cytosol; nucleus.